AUGUGGGAAUAUCAGGAUACCGAGGAUCUCAUCUAUGUUUUUCUCAUUCCAUUGAUCUGUAUACCGGGUCUCGUCGCAGCAACUGCUUCAGCUUAUGUUUUCUUCAAAAUUCGCUCUUCUUCAUUGGAAGUUCUCCUCUUUGGUUUAUCUUUAUUUGAUGUGGCUGUGCUUGGCUGUUCACUAACAAUGUAUCCAUCGUUGAAUCAAUGUAAAAAAGCGGAGGAAGGAGAAGAUCCAAACCCUUUCGUGUGUCACUUUUUUUGGAAAACGACAAUAGCUACGUAUCCCUUUGCACAAAUCGCACAGGCGGGUUCUGUGUGGACAUGUGUAGCGGUUACUGUGGAUCGAUUUGUGGCCGUUUCGUUUCCAAUCAAGAAACGAAUCUGGUGUACCCCGAUGACCUCAACGAUCACUCUUUGUGCACUCACUGGAUUUUGCAUUCUAUACAAAUUUCCGGCUUUCUUCGAAUUGGAAUUGAAUGCAAUGGGAGUUUUAAGUCAAACUUCAUUGCGUUCAAGUCCAACGUAUCAAUUGUAUUACAAUGUUUUUGCUUAUUCGAUUGUUAUGUUGGUUCUUCCGUGGACCAUCAUUAUUAUUCUUAAUUUUAUCGUAAUCCUCAGAGUUCGCGAGGCUUACGGUAGACGAUGUCAUUUGGCAAAGCAUUCACUGAGGAGAUCGGUUAGAAGAAGAGAUGAUGCUGAAAGACGAUGCACAAUAAUGGCUGUUGUUAUGAUUAGUCUUUUCUUCUUUCUCAAUCCACCAUCAUUAAUCAAUCAUCUCAUUGAAGCUAUUAUGCCGCCUGAUCGACAACCCUUCCGUGAACGGAUUCCGAUCUCGAAUCUUCUGGUGUGCAUCAAUAGUGCCUCGAAUAUUUUGAUCUAUUGUGUGUUCAAUCGAAAAUUUCGGCGGACAAUCGGCGGAUUGUUAGGAAUUGCGAUCCCAGAGAAUGAGCGAAGGGGAGUCUUGGAGAGAGCUGGAUCAUUUGUGAUAACCGGGUUUGCUGUUAGAAUGAUGGCUUCACAAUGGAAGCAGAGAUCAAAUAAUGGAUCAUUGAAAUCAAAUCAGACCCGUUUUGGUGAUGUUUCGACUCCACUUGAAGGAGAAACGCUUCUUGGAAUUCCUACG
Molecule: messenger RNA, 1125 nt
Organism: Mesorhabditis belari
Lineage: Eukaryota; Metazoa; Nematoda; Chromadorea; Rhabditida; Rhabditidae
Source: the annotation of a GenBank genome assembly